GAAGUAGUACGGCAAAGUUGUGUAUUGAAGAACCUGGGAAAGUUUGACGAACUUUCGACAUUGUGGUGAUAAAUUGUGGUUUCUUUGGGUUUCUAACUUCCUGUGAAUGUUAAUCCGUGUGUGUUACUUAUUCCGGUUAGUCUCGUUCAUGAGUUUUUGAUUCCAUGUGAAAUGCUCCUGUUCGCUGUGCCAUCCAUCGUCGUCCUUCUCAGCAUUCCCGUAAAUGUAUCGGCGUCAUUAUUGCAACCGAACCAAACACGUCGAUUGCGCAGUGGUACUGCAGAGCAGAUUACUCAGUUGCGUGAUUGUCCUGCCGCUGCCAAUCCAUUUAUAACAAAAUGCACCAGAAACUCAAAGAUGGACUGCUAUUGCAUUGUUUCCAAACGAAUGGAGAGAGAAGGCGCCGAAAAGCUUUGCCAAGAAAAUGGAAUGUAUCUCGUGACACUCGAAACUGAGACGGAAAAUAAUUAUGUUAAUAAUCUAGCCAAGGAAAACAGGGACGCAAUAGAAAAUCAAUUCUGGACUUCCGGGUUCAAUAGCAACCUGAAUCCAUUCAACUGGGUCUGGGAUUAUUCCGGUCUGCAUCCUGCCAAACCCUUCGACUACACCAAUUGGUGUGCCAAUGAACCAAACAAUUUCGACAGGAGCGAGAAUUUUGUCGCGGUCAUUAACGGCUGUUGGCAUGACGUGCCUAGUGGACUCCGUUGGCCAUUCAUAUGUAAAUUCCAAGCCAACAUCUUCGACCCCGUUCUGCAAGACCAGCAACGCUAUUUCACACAUCUUGGUGAGAGAGAACUUGUUAUUCCCUGCCGGCCAAGUACAGCAUUUUAUACCGGCGCACGUGUGGAUAUUUCAAAGUACAUCAGCGACACGGAAGUCUCUAUUCAGAUGGUAUCCAAUGGCACCACCGCAAACAAUGACUACGAGUACGACCCGCUAAAAGGUUUCAUCAUCCGCAAUGUAUCGUCGAAUGACGAUGGAAAAUACAAUUGCUCAAUCACUAUUGACAAGGGAAAAGUAGAGGCAUGGAUGAUUUUUCAUAUCGUUAAUGUUGGUAUCCAAUUAAAGAUUGACAGAGAAUUUGAUCCAUUGGAAGGAAAUAACGUGAGUUUGACGUGCGACCCGCAGCAGUUGAUAAAGCGACAACCACCUUUCGCCCCCGUCAAAUGGUUUGCUGUUUUUACUGACAAUGGAGAUGGCAAUGAAACGGCUCUGACUCCGACUGCCCCUGUUUUACCAACAGGUGCAUGGAUGGAAUUUGUUGAUGAAACUGUCUCAACCUUGCCGCAAUUAAAAAUUUUCAACGUGUCGACUAAUUUGUCCGGCAACUACAGAUGUGGAUUCGUGUUCCAUAGUUCAAACAACUCUGUCCAGCUGACUUCAAACACACUUUCACUAAAUGUUUUGAAGAAAAUUGAUUGGUCAAAUCAGCUUAUUGGAAAACAACUGGCACAAGUUCUGUCACCUGCCUCAAUAAAGCCAGAUAAUUAUAGGGUUAUUCCACUUGGAAAUGACCUUCGCAUCUCGUGCAGUUUUGACACUAGAGGUUAUCUACCUUAUUACCAGUGGCAUCGGGAACAAUUUGAAGACGAUUCUGGCCACAAUUUGAGGAAUAAAGAAACACCUUCCAGGAUCACGAUGACCAAGACAAUCAAUGCAGAGGAUGGCACAGACAACCUGACGAUAUUUGUAACAAACGUGACAGUUGAGGAUCAAGGACUCUUUACUUGUCUGUUAAAUGGGGUACCGCCCGUGAGCGUUAGCCAAUAUAUUUACGUGGAUGAUCGCAAAUCAGAAGACGCAAGUAUUACUUUAAAAAGCACUUCAAGCAAAGAAUUUUUUAGAGUCCUAGGUCAACAGUCGAUCAUUCCUUGUCGACCCGUGCAUCCCAGCAUAGGCAUGGAUAUUUUAAAACUAGCUAAAAACGGCCAAAGUGACGAGAUCAUAUUGAAUAGUACAUCACCGGAUGAUAAUUACGGAUACAAUCCUCAAAAAGGAUUCAUUAUCCACAAGGUGACCGUGACAGACGAUGGACCUUACCAAUGUUCACCUUUCGGGAGUGUGGAUCCGUCCAUCAUUUUCACCAUAACAGUAGUGGGAGUAAUGGUCGAAUGUGUGGUUGGUUGUGAAUCAUCUCCGCGAAGAAUAGACGGAUUUCUCACGAGUGAAGUUGACCCAGCAGUAGAAAGCGAGAAGGUGGAGUUGAAUUGCCAAGGGUUCAGGAUCAACGAUCGUCCUGCAGUUUUGGAUUGGUUUGCCAUCAGAAAUGGAGUUCAAGUUAAAAUUGCUGAUUCGAAAAGUCACCCAGAAUUGAAAUUGGGUGUCACCAACACCAAGAACAAAAUUCAAAUGCGGAAGCUAACAAUUUCCAAUGUGAAGAAGAUGAACACUUCAACUACCUACACGUGUCUCAUGACCGCUGGCAAAGAAACUUAUUCUGAUUCUAUUGAGUUGAAAGUUUUGCCGAAAAAUCAAGACAAAACGAUUGCCAUCGUUACAUCAGUGACAGUCAUGUUAGGAGUAUUUUCCAUUGCCAUAGCCAUCGCCCUCAUCUAUUUUUACAAGAACGGGGAAAGGAAAUUUAUGAGAUUGGAGGGUCUUCUUCAGGGCGAUCAAUCCAGACUGAAUCGCGAUUUGCCGUUAGAAGAACAGGCCGAUUUAUUGCCAUACGAUAAACGAUGGGAGUUUCCAAGAAAUCGUCUGCGUCUAGGUAAACAACUGGGAGUCGGCUGUUUUGGUCGUGUACUCCAAGCUGAAGCGGUAGGUAUCAACGACGGAUCGAAUAGAGCAGUAAGUACCGUUGCCGUUAAAACAACUCGAUCGCAAAGAGAUGCAACGGCUAUUGAAGGACUCAUCAGUGAAUUGAAGAUCUUGCUUCAUUUGGGGUCACAUGUCAAUAUCCUCAACUUGUUAGGUGCCUGCACAAAGGCAAUUAAUCGAGGUGAAAUAUUUAUUAUUGUGGAAUACUGCUGCUUUGGUAAUUUGCGUUCAUACUUGAUAAAUCACCGUGAACAAUUCGUCAGUCAGGUUGAUGAAUCUGGAGAAUUGGUUACGAACGACAUUGAGGAUUGUGCGGAUGAUGCCAUUACUACAAGUAAGCUAGUUUGUUGGGCUUACCAAAUUUCACGCGGGAUGGACUACCUGGUUAGCAAGAAGGUUUUGCACGGUGACUUGGCGACUCGUAAUAUUCUGCUGAGGGAAAACAACGUCAUCAAAGUGGCCGAUUUCGGAUUGUCACGUUGUCUUUACAAAGACGAAAAUUACACGAAGAAGAGCAAAAGUAUGCUGCCGCUCAAAUGGAUGGCCCUCGAAUCUCUGACAGAUCAAGUAUGGUCUGCCCGGUCCGAUGUCUGGUCAUAUGGCGUCGUUUUGUGGGAAAUUUUCUCACUCGGACAAACUCCUUAUCAAGGGUACAGUGAUGAAUUUCAAUUCCUGCAAGCUUUGAAGAGCGGCUAUCGCAUGAAGAAGCCGGAACGUACGCCAAAUUGCGUGGCAAGUGUGAUGGAAUCGUGCUGGAACGCUGAUCCCAAUCUGCGGCCCACCUUCACUCAAAUUGAGGAAAUAUUGGACGCACCACUGGAAUCUUUCGUCAAAUCCUUUUACUUGCAACUGAAUGAAGAUUAUCAAAGAUUGAAUGCUGAAAGGAUGACGCUGGACAAUUUUACAGUGAAACCUACUGAAGGCUAUGCUGUCGUACCUCCUUUACGUCCCACUUCCUUGGCGAAUUUUUAUGCCGUAGACCCUGUGGAUCAAUCGAAAAAUAGCGUUCGGUUAAAUUUGUCCACUUCGGGCUAUACCAACCAAUGUGUUAUCGACGAGGAGGCAGAGCUACGCCGGCAAAAAUUUUAAAAUCGAUUGCAUUCAAUCGUCUAAUUUAGACAUUUUAAUCUCGCUACCAUUUUAUGGCAGUUUGGCGACUAAAGUACCUUUCGCAAUUUCAAAAUUCCAAUCUUCAAUCGAAGAUCCCUGCUGAAAUACCCAAAUAUCAAACCCAAAUAAAUCAUUUUCCUCGUUCGGUCCCGACAUCAAAUUGUGCCACGUAAGUAGGGAAAUCAAGUGCUUUUUAGAGAUUCUCUGAGGAGCUUUUGCAGUAUCGUGAAAAAAUAUGUUGGAAAACACGUGUUGCAAUGUUAAAUGUUGGUACGUAUGUUUGUUGUCGUGAUUAAUGCCGUUUUCUCCGACAUCUCUGUUGAUAUAUUGUUGGUGAUUAACGUAAUUCGUGAGUCACCUUGGUGGUGCAAAGAUAAAUAGGAGAGAUAA
This is a messenger RNA of Daphnia carinata, 4260 nucleotides long. RefSeq names its product fibroblast growth factor receptor 4-like. NCBI's taxonomy places the organism in Eukaryota, Metazoa, Arthropoda, Branchiopoda, Diplostraca, Daphniidae. The coding region runs from base 172 to 3849 and encodes 1225 amino acids. Gene Ontology annotation, cellular component: signaling receptor complex. The transcript is spliced from 22 exons. Gene Ontology annotation, molecular function: transmembrane receptor protein tyrosine kinase activity; ATP binding. Gene Ontology annotation, biological process: positive regulation of kinase activity; multicellular organism development; cell surface receptor protein tyrosine kinase signaling pathway. The record is from RefSeq and is a predicted model, not a curated record.